AGAUAAUUUGGUAGAGAAAUAUAAUUUGUUGUUAACUUGUUACAAUAUACAAUGGAUAUGAAUGUAGAUGAGACAACAGUUGCUGGAAAUAUGGCUGGUGUUUUGCAAUGCAUUAAAACUUUUAUAACACAGUCAGGUCUACCACAAGAUUGCAUCAAUACAAGCACAUGUUUAUUUCAAGAACAAGAAAAUUUCUUUGACAAUUUGGAACACUUAGUUUCGUCAUUACAGGGCGUUCUUGAUCGGAAAACAAUGAACAGAAAAAUUAAAAAUGAAGUUGUUAAUGUGAAACCUGCACUGGAUCCUGAACUGGUUCAAAUAACUGCCUCAAAAAACGAGCUUGAUAAAAGAAUUGCUGCAUUUAUAUCUCAAGCUCAAAAUUUAGUCGAUGAGCAAAAUAUACAUGAGUUUGCAUACGAUUCAAAAGUCAAUUUAGAAAAAGAGGAUAAUGAACAAUAUGGCUGUGCAAGGACGAAUGCUUUGUACAGAAGGCCAGCAAAUCGCAUGCAUAUGCAUGUGAGUCGUGUUGAAAAUCAAGAAGGUCCACAAAUGCAAAUUGACUCCCAAGGAAACUGGCACGCUUCAAACAUCAAACCAGAAUCAACUUUUGGUCAUAAAAUUCCCCGUGGUGUGCAAGAAAGAUUUGUUAAUUUAGAAAACCAUGUCGGAAUAAAGUCUGAGAAGGUUCCGAUGGAUGUUUACGAGCGUUUAAAGAAACUUGAAGAAAGAGUUUUAGAGUUAGAGGCAACAUCUCCGGAAUAUUUUGAAAGUCAUCAAGUCUCUUCUGAGAGAAGUCGGAACCCAAGUAGAGAUGAAAACCAGUUCAGUCUGGAUGAGAUUGAUGAUAGGAUUCGAUAUCUUAAACAAAAAUUGCUGAAAAGCGAUAAGUUGCCAUGAAGACGAGGGUUAAUGAUGUGGCUGUGUAUUGUCCCACAGAAGAUUGUCGGCAGCUUUCUUUGAACCUGUACAGUGUAACUGUGAUUUUAGACAUAGAUGGCAAACAGAAUGUUGCUUAAUGCAGAAAUAAACAACUCUGAUUUACAA
Molecule: messenger RNA, 1044 nt
Organism: Ciona intestinalis (vase tunicate)
Lineage: Eukaryota; Metazoa; Chordata; Ascidiacea; Phlebobranchia; Cionidae
Source: RefSeq, a predicted model, not a curated record